ACUGGACACAGGAAUGUUCUUGCAACGUUCCAAUGCAACGUGUAUAGAACAUUAAUAUUGAAUACUCUGACAACAUGUAACUAUGUUCUGUGUAGAUUUGGAGGGACAUUGAUAUAAUUAGUCUUCUCCUAAACCCUUACAAAAUCUAUGUUUUGAAAAAGACAGUCUGUAUGACCAAAAAUAUGAUAUUUACAUGUUGUAGUUCAUUUUGAUACUAUAAUAAAUAUUUGAAUCAUAUCGAUGCCACAUAUGCUUUCAAAAUGAGAAGUAGCUUAUUAUGUUCAAUUGAACUUCAGCAGUGGUGGAAAAAUUAGUUUAUGAAUGAAUCCAUACAUUAUCAUCCUUUACAUUUGGUGUUGCAUAAGAACGUCUUGAAAAUGAAUUAGCAUAAUGCAUCAAUGAAUGUCUAUCGUUGGAGAAAACAUACAGAUAUCUGGGUGGCAGCAGUUUAUGAAUGAAUCCAUAUAUUAUCAUGAUUUACAUUUAGUGUAGCAUAAUCUUAACAAACGUCUUGAAAAUGACAGCCCAAUGGCAAAACAAGUGAAUACAAUUACAUUGGUCUUCUGCAAAAUAAGCACCACCACUUUGCGAUAUGAGUAGAACAUUUUUGAAUGAAUCCUCUCUCGCAGUCAUCAUAUUUUACUCCUUCGGAUUCGGCUUGUCGGCUCAGUUGACGCCCAAGAAAAGAACCAGACAGCAGCGUCCUCUAGAGGUUAGAACCUACUUUAAUCCAAUUGCGCACGAAUGUGAAAUCAAUGGAGAUGAAGAUUCUAUGAAAUUACUACAGCGUGGUUGGCGUGACGGGGGUAACCGCUGACUAUAAAUGGCUUGACGCGUUCUAUCCGAACAUACCGAUAAACUUUGCCUCAACGGGUUUCCAACCGCUGCAAGAGGCAAAUAACAUCCUUUCUAGUUGGUUUGCUAUAAUUGAAGGUUAUCAGAGGUGUUGCGAGUGACAAUAGCCAGAACACAAAUCUAAGUUACCAUGAAGUCCACCUGCCUGAUCAUUCUGGCAUCUCUGGCAGUCUGCAACCUGACCGUGGCUCGAGGACAGAGCAUCCCCGAUCAAGAGAAAACGGGAGACCGGCAGAUAGACGACAUCAUCCUACAGAGGGCCGAGGGCAUCCUGCUCCGCUCCAUUCUAAAAAUGACAGAGGAUGAGGAUGGUGUGAAUGAGGCAUUGUCCUCUCAGCCAGAGUGGCUAGUGAAACGGCAACACCCUGGUAAACGAGAGGAGGACGAGGACGAAGACGAAGACUCAGGGGAGGUCCAGAAAAGACAGCACCCAGGAAAACGUGAAGACGAAAUUGACUCUUUUGUGGAGCUCCAGAAGACGCAGCAUCCAGGCAAGCGCUCAAUGGUGGAGCAGAUUACAGAGAACUCCGCAUUUCUAAGUGAACUCUCCAAACGGCAGCACCCGGGCAAGCGCUACCUGAUGAUGUACAGCAAGCGCCAGCAUCCUGGCAGGCGAGAUGUGGACGACGAGUCAGACGCAGGGGACCUCCAGGAGUUGGAGAAGCGCCAAGGGGACCUCCAGGAGUUGGAGAAGCGCCAACAUCCCGGCAAACGUUACUGGUAUGACAUGAGUCCGGAUUUGGGCGCCAACAGUCCCUGUGACGUGCUGGACCCUGGCUGCAGUAAAGCCAACCUGUUGCUCGAGCUGUUAGACAACGUGACAAAGAGUCGCGCCGCGGAGAAGAGACAGCACCCGGGCAAGAGGUCCGCACCUGAGGAGGAUUUGACUGAACGGGAGUGACGAGUGGGCUGGCGCCUGCGAAAUACUGUGUUGUAAAAAAAAAUCUGUGUAAAUUGAUACAAUUAAUAAUUUCAAGUGGUUUAUUAUGAAUAUAAUAUGGACCCCUCUGCCAUGGGUAGUCUAUAGUUUAUUUGGCAAGCUGCUUUUAUGACGAAUACUCAGAAAACGUCUCCAGAAAGUAUACUGAGAAAUGUUUAAAUUA
Messenger RNA from Oncorhynchus keta (chum salmon), 1958 nucleotides. RefSeq names its product pro-thyrotropin-releasing hormone-A. Bases 986 to 1756 code for a protein of 256 amino acids. The record is from RefSeq and is a predicted model, not a curated record. NCBI's taxonomy places the organism in Eukaryota, Metazoa, Chordata, Actinopteri, Salmoniformes, Salmonidae. The transcript has 3 exons. Gene Ontology annotation, cellular component: extracellular region. Gene Ontology annotation, molecular function: thyrotropin-releasing hormone activity. Gene Ontology annotation, biological process: hormone-mediated signaling pathway.